Tinamus guttatus (white-throated tinamou) is the source of this 2145-nucleotide messenger RNA. The record is from RefSeq and is a predicted model, not a curated record. NCBI's taxonomy places the organism in Eukaryota, Metazoa, Chordata, Aves, Tinamiformes, Tinamidae.
UAUAGACUCCCAGCCCUGCACGUUGCAACCGGUUUGAUUCUGACUGAAUGCACUUUCCUGCAUCUCUUGCAUGGUUUUGGUGAUACUGGGUCAGUCUGCAGCAGUCUGCAAUCCUAGGAGUAUUGGCUGGAGAACAUGGGAACUGGUAGUUCUGUAAAUGCCAACUUCAAGUACUCCCUGCAGAAGUCUGAAAAUGCUUUCAAGGCAGCCGUCCUGAUCCAAAGGUGGUAUCGACGCUACGUUGCUCGUCUGGAAAUGCGUCGGCGCUGCACCUGGCGAAUAUUUCAAUCCAUUGAGUAUGCCUGCGAGCAGGAUCAGAUCAAGCUUCACAACUUCUUCAGUUACCUCAUGGACCACUUCACACCAAGCAGCAGUAAAGAGCGAGAUUUCAUCAGUCGCAUGUUCGUAAGUGGGGAAAGUGUCAAAGAAGCAGAACUAGAAAAAUACUGUGACUAUGAAUCCAUGGAGGUGCCAGGCUCCUACAUUGGACCCCGUCUCUCCUUCCCACUCCUUCCUGACCAUGCAACUGCCUUAUUGGAAGCUUUCAAACAGAAACAACAGCUUCAUGCUCGCUAUGUCUUAAACCUCCUGCAUGAGACCAGGAAGCACCUCAAGCAGUUGCCAAACAUCAGUCACAUCUCCACCUGCUACAGUGAGGAGGUCACCGUGUGCGGAGACUUGCAUGGCCAGCUGGAUGACUUGUUCCUCAUAUUUUAUAAGAAUGGCCUUCCUUCCCCUUCUAAGACCUACGUGUUCAAUGGGGACUUCGUAGAUAGAGGCAAACAGUCCCUUGAGAUCCUCAUUGUCCUCUUUACCUUCCUCUUGGUCUAUCCAAAUGAGGUUCAUCUCAACCGAGGAAACCACGAGGACCACAUGGUCAACUUACGUUAUGGUUUCACCAAGGAAGUCAUGCAGAAAUACAAGGUGCAUGGAAGGAAAAUCUUGAAGAUGAUACAGAAUGUCUUCUGCUGGCUACCCUUGGCCACCCUCAUUGAUGAGAAAGUCCUGAUUAUACACGGCGGCAUCUCUGAUACCACUGACCUGGACAUGCUUGAGAAAAUUCAAAGGCACAAAUUUACUUCUGUAUUGAGAGGGAAGAAGAGAAAGGAGCUGGAGUUCUCCAGGUGGGUGCGGCAGACAGUGCAGGAGCAAAUCGAGCGGUGCCGCCGGCUCGUGGACGUGAGCGAGUCGGAGGAGGAGGAGCUCACCUACUCCAGCUUGGUCUCCAUGACUGACCUGGAUGCGCCGUGCUGGACUCGCCAAGAGGAGUGGAAGCAGAUCUUAGACAUUCUCUGGAGUGACCCCAUGCCUCAGGAGGGCUGCAGAGAGAACACCGUGCGAGGUGGCGGUUGCUACUUCGGGCCUGACGUGACCGCGAAGAUCCUUGAGAAGUACCACUUGCAGUUCCUUAUCCGCUCCCACGAGUGCAAGCAAGAGGGCUACGAGUUCUGCCACAACCGGAAGGUUCUGACCAUCUUUUCAGCCUCCAACUAUUACGAGAUUGGCAGCAACAGGGGCGCCUACGUGAAGCUGGGGCCAGACCUGGUCCCCCACUUUGUUCAGUAUCAGGCGAACAAGACAGCCCACACUCUCACCAUGACCCAAAGAAUCAGCCGCGUGGAAGAGUCAGCUUUCCGAGCCCUGCGGGAGAAGCUCUUUGCUCACACGUCAGCCCUCAGCAGCGCAUUCAAGGCCUACGAUAAGGACGGUACAGGGAGGAUCACGCUGAGCAACUGGGCGACGGCGGUGGAGUCCGUCCUGCGCCUGGGCUUGCCCUGGCGGAUGCUGCGCCCGCAGCUGGUGCGCAGCGCGGCCGACGGCGCCCUCGAGUACCAGUCCUGGCUCGACGACCUGGCGAUGGAGCAGCGCAGCCGGGAGCACAUCCAGUCGGGCUUGCUGGAAGUCAUUUACCGAAACAGAUCCAACUUGGAAACCAUAUUCAGGAUCAUAGAUAGAGAUCACUCAGGCCUCAUCUCAUUUGAGGAAUUUUACCAAACCUGGAAGCUGUUCAGUUCCCACAUGAACAUUGAACUCACGGAUGACGGCAUCAGUGACUUAGUUCGCAGCAUUGAUUUCAACAAGGACGGAAACAUCGACUUCAACGAGUUCCUCGAAGCCUUCCGCCUCGUGAAGCAGUCGCAGUAG